GUGCCAGAGGCAGGGCUGCCAGGCCGGCUUUGGGUGGAGUCUUUGACGCUCACGACGCGCUCCAGCGCCCACUUCAACACCCGACCGCAUCCGCUUCUCUUCCCGAACCGCAGUCAUGGCGCCUCUAGGUACCGCGCUUGCGUCGAAAUGCCCGCUGCGCACCAUCAAGGAGAUCCAGUUCGGCCUGUACUCGCCGGAGGAGAUCAAGGCUGCUUCCGUCGUCCGCAUCGAGUAUCCUGAGACUAUGGAUGAGCAAAAGCAGAAGCCUCGCGAGGGUGGCCUGAACGAUCCCAAGCUCGGCACCAUCGACCGCAUGUACACUUGCCAGACGUGCAAGGAAGAUAUCACGACCUGUCCAGGCCACUUCGGCCACAUCGAACUCGCCAUCCCCGUCUUCCAUGUUGGCUACAUCACCAAGAUCAAGAAGAUCCUGGAGACGGUCUGCCACAACUGUGGGCUGAUUUUGGCGGAUUACAACCAUCCCGACUGGGCCGCAGCCCUCCGUAUCCGAGACAAGAAGCGGCGUUUCGACACCAUAUGGCGACUGUCAAAGACGAGGACUACCUGCGAGGCUGAACUGCCCGAUGACGACCAGAAGAAGGGAUCGGCGAAGAUAGCGCAUGGCGGUUGUGGCAACAAGCAGCCCGACACCAUCCGAAAGGAGGGUCUCAAGCUGUUUGCGACCUUCAAGGCAAAGAAAGGCGACGAGGACGAUGGAAAGGGUGACGAGAAGAAGCCUUUGACUCCCCAGGACGCGCUCAACAUCUUCCGGAUCCUGUCCGAUAACACCCUCCAGCUUCUGGGUUUGAACGCCGACUAUGCGCGACCAGAGUGGAUGAUCAUAAGCGUUCUCCCAGUCCCUCCACCACCGGUUCGCCCUAGUAUCUCCGUCGAUGGUACCGGCCAAGGUAUGCGCGGUGAGGACGAUUUGACCUACAAGCUCGGCGAUAUCAUCCGCGCGAACGGUCGAGUACGAGAGUGCAUUCAGGAAGCCUCGCCUCAGCACAUCACCGAGGAGUAUGAAAACUUACUCCAGUACCACGUCGCCACCUACAUGGACAACGACAUUGCGGGCGUCCCACAGGCAUUGCAGAAGUCCGGCCGUCCCCUCAAGACUAUUCGAGGCCGUUUAAAGGGAAAGGAAGGCCGUCUCCGAGGCAAUUUGAUGGGAAAGCGUGUUGAUUUUUCGGCUCGUACCGUCAUCACUGGCGAUCCCAAUCUCUCCCUGGAUGAAGUCGGUGUGCCUCGAUCCAUUGCAAAAAUCCUGACGUAUCCGGAGAUCGUGACAAAGUUCAACAUUAGCUUUUUGACGGGUUUGGUGAAGACGGGCCCAAUGGAUCAUCCUGGAGCAAACUACAUCAUCAAAGGCGACGGGACACGCAUAGACUUGAAGCACAACAAGCGUCUGGACGAUAUUCGACUUCAAUAUGGGUGGCGGGUCGAGCGCCAUAUCAUAGACGGCGACGUCAUCAUCUUCAACCGGCAGCCGUCUCUGCACAAGGAAUCUAUGAUGGGUCACAGAGUCAAGGUCAUGCCAUACUCGACCUUCCGCCUCAACCUGUCUGUUACUUCUCCAUACAACGCCGAUUUCGACGGAGACGAGAUGAAUCUUCACGUCCCACAGAGCGACGAGACUCGUGCCGAGGUGCAAGGAUUGUGCAUGGUCCCCCUGAACAUUGUCUCGCCUCAGCGAAACAGCCCACUCAUGGGUAUUGUACAAGACACACUCUGUGGUAUCUACAAGAUGUGCCGUCGCGACGUGUUCCUCACCAAGGACAUGGUUAUGAACAUCAUGCUGUGGGUUCCAGAGUGGGAUGGACUCAUCCCUCCACCUGCGAUCUUGAAGCCCCGACCCAGGUGGACUGGUAAACAGAUCUGCAGUCUGAUCUUUCCUGAAGGACUCAACCUAGCGCGCCUGGAUGCCGGUGACAAGUCCCCUCUCGAAGAUGAGGGCUUUCUCAUUCAUGGAGGUGAACUGAUGUUCGGUCUUCCCAAGAAGGCGUUUGUUGGUGCGAGCGCCGGCGGUGUUAUUCACAUCAUCUACAAUGAGUAUGGUUGGCAAGCCGCUGUCAAGUUUUUCAAUGCCACCCAGCGCAUCGUCAACUAUUGGCUCCUACACAACGGAUUCAGCAUCGGCAUUGGCGAUACCAUUCCUGAUGCUGCGACCUCGUUGCAAAUCCAGGACGCCAUCACGACGCAAAAGAUCGAUGUCGAGAAAGUCACGAAGUUGGCGACCGAGAACGAACUAGAAGCCCUGCCAGGCAUGAACGUUCGUGAGACUUUCGAGAGCAAGGUGUCCAAGUCGUUGAACUCGGCACGUGACGUCGCUGGUGACAGGACUCAAAAGAGUUUGAAAGACUCGAACAAUGCCAAGCAGAUGGCGAAUUCCGGGUCAAAGGGCUCUGGUAUCAAUAUCUCGCAGAUGACUGCGCUCGUGGGCCAACAGUCCGUUGAGGGGAAACGCAUCCCGUUCGGCUUCAAGUAUCGCUCCUUGCCUCACUUCACCAAGGAUGACUAUUCCCCUGAAGCUCGUGGUUUCGUUGAGAACUCAUACCUACGAGGGUUAACGCCAACUGAAUUCUUCUUCCACGCCAUGGCUGGUCGUGAAGGUCUGAUCGAUACUGCUGUCAAGACCGCUGAGACUGGUUACAUUCAACGUAGGCUGGUCAAGGCUCUUGAGGAUGUUAUGGUCAAGUACGAUGGUACUGUCCGUAAUUCUCUCGGUGACAUUGUCGAGUUUGUUUACGGAGAAGAUGGCCUAGACGGUGUGUGCAUUGAGAAGCAGAAGGUCGACAUGAUCAGCUGCUCUACUUCGAAGUUCGAGGAACGAUAUCGCGUCGACGUCAUGGAGAGCAAGUACCCAAUUUCGCCAGAUAUCCUUGAGCUUGCACCAGAAAUCGCUGGCGAUGUCGAUGUGCAGCGACACUUGGACGAGGAAUGGGACCAGCUUUGCAAGGACCGCGACUUCUGCCGAGAAGGUAUCGAUGACAACAACGAAGACCUUCAGCUGCCGCUCAACAUUGUUCGCAUAAUUGAGACUGCGAAGAACACAUUCAAAAUCAAAGAUGGUGCCCGGAGCGAUCUUCAUCCUAUCGAGGUCAUCACUAAAGUCAAAGCCUUGCUCGACCGGCUGGUGGUCGUUCGUGGCGAUGAUCCUCUCUCUAUUCAGGCCCAGGAUAGCGCGACGAAGCUGUUCAAGUGCCAACUCCGGUCGCGCCUUGCCUUCAAGCGUCUUGUGACUGAGUACUCGCUCAACAAGCUGGCUUUCGAGAGCGUCUUGGGUGAAACCCAGGAUCGAUUCCUCAAAGCCGCCGUCGCUCCCGGAGAGAUGGUCGGAGUUCUUGCCGCACAGUCUAUUGGUGAGCCUGCUACCCAGAUGACGCUCAACACGUUCCAUUUUGCUGGUGUGUCGUCCAAGAACGUGACGCUCGGUGUUCCGCGUCUCAAGGAAAUCCUUAACGUCGCCACUAACAUCAAGACUCCAUCGAUGACGAUUUGCCAAGAAGAUCCCAGUGCCACCCAGCAACAAGCAAAGGUCCUGCGAAGCCGUAUCGAACACACCACCCUCCGCUCUCUUGCCCACUCGUGCGAACUCUACUAUGACCCCGAUAUACAGUCGACUGUUGUAGAGGAGGACGCAGACAUGGUAGACUCGUACUUCAUGAUCCCUGAAGACAACACCGACUACGAACGCCAAUCUAAGUGGCUGCUUCGCAUCAUUCUUGAUCGUAGAAAGCUGCUUGACAAGAGUAUUUCCAUUGCUGAGGUUGCUGCUACGGUUAAGGCGGACUUUGCUCCAAAUAUGGCAGUUAUUUUCAGCGAUGACAAUGCCGACACGCAGGUGCUCCGUGUCCGAUUCAUCUAUGAUACCGUCUUCAAGGGCGGUGAGGAUGAUGAGGAGGACCGUGAUGAGCGUUGGAUGAGGAAGCUUGAAAUGCACUUGCUUGACGAAGUCAGUCUUCGUGGCGUGAAAGGCAUCGAAAAAGCCUUCAUUAGAACCGACGAGCGCAUUCACAUUAAAGAGGACGGUUCAAUCAUCAAAACAAGAGAUGAGCCCGUCUGCCAGGAAUGGAUUCUCGAUACUAGUGGCACAGCGCUUGCCUCGGUCCUUGCCGUCGAAGGCAUCGACCCUUACCGAACGUACUCAAAUUCCUUUGUGGAAAUUCUUGGGGUCUUCGGUAUUGAAGCUACUCGGGCGGCCCUGCUCAAGGAGUUGAAGCAAGUGCUGUCGUUCGACGGUUCGUACGUCAAUCAUCGUCACUUGGCGCUCUUGGUUGAUAUCAUGACUGCACGUGGUGUUCUCAUGGCCAUCACUCGUCAUGGCAUCAAUCGUGCCGAGACUGGUGCUCUCAUGCGUUGUUCCUUCGAAGAGACAGUCGAAAUCCUACUUGAUGCAGCUGGAAACGGUGAGCUCGACGACUGCAGAGGUGUUUCCGAGAACAUCAUGCUUGGCCAGCUCGCUCCAAUGGGUACUGGCGAGUUCGAAAUGGUCAUGGACAACGCCAUGUUGCUCACUAUGAUUGAGGACAACUCCCACGUGCGCGGCAUUGGUGCUGGUAUCGGUGGCUACGCUGAUAGUGGUGCCGCUACUCCGUAUGACCUUGGCUCGCCAACCUACGAAGGUGGCGGUAUGGUUGGUCCGGACUAUGGAGCAUCCUUCUCGCCGAUUUCGCAACCUGGAACAGAGGACCAGGGUGGCUUCAGUGUGUAUGGCGGAAGCGGAUUUGGAGACGGCAGCAUGAGCCCCUACGGAGGAGGACGAAGUCCUGGUUAUGCGCCGACGAGUCCCUUCGGCACAAGCCCCACGUCUCCAGGCUACUCUCCUACCUCGCCUGGAUACUCGCCAACCUCACCAGGCAUCAGCAGCCCUCGCUUUGGCGUCACGUCUCCUGCCUUUGGUGGCGCGACCAGCCCGCAAUACACACCCACGUCGCCGACGUAUUCGCCCACUUCGCCGGCCUACGGCGCCAAUGGCUCGUCGAUAUCUCCCACCUCCCCGUCUUACUCGCCUACCUCACCAUCUUACUCCCCGACUUCGCCCUCGUACUCUCCGACUUCUCCAAGCUACAGCCCGACGUCACCGGCACACCACGUGGGUCGUGGCGCGACCUCGCCACACUACUCACCAACGUCGCCUGCCUACAGCCCGACGUCUCCGAUGUACAGCCCUAGCAGUCCGCAAUUCGGAGGUAGAGGAACCGACAGGCGGUCGCCAACCUCGCCUACUUCCCCCAGCUACAGUCCCACCAGCCCCGUGUACAGUCCGACGAGUCCAAACGCGAACGCUGGUAGCUACUCGCCGACUUCACCGAAGUUCUCCCCCACAUCUCCAGGCCCCGCGCCGUACUCUGCUACGUCGCCGAAGUGGUCGCCUACCUCUCCCACCUAUUCCCCGACAUCACCGAAGCAGUGAUGAUUCACCUCCGUACGCCAGGCGUUCUAUGGGAGAAUCAUCCCGUAAGACUCAAAUCUUGCUUUUUGUAUAAUCAGCGUUUUGCUUGUUCAUUUGGCUAAUUCUUUUUGGUGUGCGCCAAAGUCAUCUUCCGUGACGAAAGACCGACACAGCCACUACCAAAAAAAAAACAUAAACGCUCGGUCCCACGUACCUUUCGCUAGGCCCACGUUAGG
Messenger RNA from Mytilinidion resinicola, 5628 nucleotides. Its product is annotated as DNA-directed RNA polymerase II largest subunit. Gene Ontology annotation, biological process: transcription by RNA polymerase II. The record is from RefSeq and is a predicted model, not a curated record. Gene Ontology annotation, cellular component: RNA polymerase II, core complex. Lineage: Eukaryota; Fungi; Ascomycota; Dothideomycetes; Mytilinidiales; Mytilinidiaceae. The transcript has 5 exons. Gene Ontology annotation, molecular function: DNA binding. Bases 116 to 5413 code for a protein of 1765 amino acids.